AUGUGCCGCACAGGCACAGCCGCUUAUCUCUUGUCAAUUGCCCCGACACUGCCGCCGAAUGAGCGACUGCUGACUGUGAAGUGCAUCAAAAACCUAACCACAGAGGCCACAGCACUGGACAUUCUCGAAAGCUCUGACGUAGUGCAGUCGCUUAUUCAAAUGCUGUCCCUCAGUAGCGAACGCCCUGUCACCGCCUCGAGUAAGGAGCGGGAUAUAUACAAUAACGUACUGAGCGCGCUCUACAACCUGUGCAAGGUCAACAAAAGACGCCAGGAAUUGGCCGCAGCAUCUGGGAUCAUUCCUAUUCUGAAACAGGUGAUCGAAGAGAACAAUCCGGUCAAACAAUUGGCCCUCCCAAUCAUCUGUGACAUUGGCAUGUGCUCCAGAAAGACGCGUUUGGAGUUGUACAAAAACGAUGGGAUCAAUUUGUUCAACAAACUGCUGCAAGACCCCAACUUCCAGGCCACGGCAAUGGACGUGCUAUCUACCUGGCUGGCCGAUGCGCCCGCCCAAGUAGAGCCCAUACUCAGUCAGACGGCACAGCUAGACACCAUGAUUAACGCCUUUGCGCGUGCGAAGAGUCCGUACUUUGAUCUGAUGUUAGAGCCACUGCAUCGCACCGUUGAAGCGUCUCAGCGUAUCAAUACAUUGCUGGCCGAGGGCCGUAUGGUUAGAAUCAUCCUGCGACGAUUGAAUACAUACUCGGCAAGACCAAACGUACUGCUGGCGCUGCUGAAGAUUAUCCACUCACUAUUUGACGCCUCGACAGACGCACACCGAUUCGUUACCUCCAAUGGCAUCGUUGAGGCGGUGCAGCCCUUCACACAGAACGCGUCUGUCAUGGUAGGCGAAGUGACGCGCCAACUACUACAUAAAGCAGAGAUGUCAAUUCAAUCGCCACCAACACGCUCCAGACACGACCAUAUGAAUGCGCAGGCGACAGUGAAACCGACGCAGCACUUUCAUACAUCACCGUACAACAGUAAUAAGUCACGUAUAGCAGCAGCAAAUCGACCUACAAAAGGGGGGGAUGGUGAUGCGUGA
Messenger RNA from Sphaeroforma arctica JP610, 1044 nucleotides. RefSeq lists its product as hypothetical. The record is from RefSeq and is a predicted model, not a curated record. Lineage: Eukaryota; Ichthyosporea; Ichthyophonida. The coding region runs from base 1 to 1044 and encodes 347 amino acids. The transcript is spliced from 9 exons.